Messenger RNA from Gastrolobium bilobum, 3306 nucleotides. Its product is annotated as receptor-like protein 6. Lineage: Eukaryota; Viridiplantae; Streptophyta; Magnoliopsida; Fabales; Fabaceae. The transcript has a single exon. The record is from RefSeq and is a predicted model, not a curated record. Gene Ontology annotation, molecular function: protein binding. The coding region runs from base 60 to 3104 and encodes 1014 amino acids.
AAAGAGAAAGAGGAAAGUUCAAGUUUGUAAAGCGGAGACAAUCUCCAUAUUUCAUCAACAUGGGGUGGUUUCUGUUGCCAUAUUUUAUCCAAUGUUUGUUGCUUCUUCUUUUUCCUUCCUACAGUUGCUCAUUGUUGCCGUUGUGCAACCAUGAUGACAACUCUGCCUUGUUACAAUUCAAGAACUCAUUUGCUUUAGACACUUACCAUCCAUUUCCUUCUUCCUCUUCCUCUCUUUCUUCUUACAAGACAGCAUCUUGGAAAAACGGUACAGAUUGUUGCCAGUGGGAUGGGAUCACGUGCGAUGCCAUGUCAGGCCACGUGAUUGGUCUCGACCUCAGUUGCAAUAAUCUUGUAGGUGAAUUCCAUCCCAAUAGCACCAUCUUCAAGCUCAAGCACCUUCAACAACUCAACCUAGCUUUUAAUAACUUUUCUGGUUCUUCAAUAUAUUCUGGAAUUGGUGAUCUUGUGAAACUCACACAUCUCAAUUUAUCACACUCUUCACUCAGUGGUGAUAUUCCCUCCACAAUCUCUCACUUGUCAAACUUAAUAUCACUUGAUCUCAGCGACUACUCCCGGGAGAUAAGUAAGAGAGUGGGUCCAUCCACAUGGAAGAAACUCAUUCUUAAUGCAACUCAUUUAAGGGAGCUUGUUAUGGAUGGCGUAGACAUGUCUUCAAUCAGAGAGAGCUCUUUGUCAUUGCUAAUGAAUUUGUCAUCCUCUUUGGUCUCUCUUAGUCUUAGAGACACUGGAUUGCAAGGGAAUUUGCCAACUGACAUCCUCUGCUUACCUUAUCUUCAAGAACUGUGGUUGUCGGGUAAUGAAAAGCUCAGAGGCCAGCUUCCAAAGUCCAACUGGAGUACUCAUCUAAGGUACUUGGAUCUCUCUUCCAUCGCUUUCUCAGGAGAAAUUCCCAGUUCCAUAGGUCAUUUGAAGUCUCUUAACACCCUAGGUCUUACGGGUUGCAAUCUUCAUGGAUCGCUUCCUCUAUCUUUGUGGAACCUCACUCAACUAACCUUUUUGAGCCUGCCAUACAACAACCUUAACGGUGAGAUCCCAUCACUACUUUCAAAUCUUAAACAUCUCACUUCCUUUGAUCUUCAAUCUAAUAAUUUUACUGGUCACAUCCCGGAUGUGUUUGCCAUGUUUAUCAAUUUAGAAUUUUUUUCACUUUCCAGCAAUAACCUGACAGGCCAAAUUCCAUCAUCAUUGUUUAAUCUAACACAACUUUCUCACUUAGAUUUGGCCAAUAAUAAAUUAGUAGGCCCCAUUCCUAGUAAAAUCACUAAACUUUCAAAAUUAAGUCUUCUAGCUUUGGCUUUUAACAUGUUAAAUGGAACAAUUCCGCAUUGGUGUUAUUCUUUGCCUUUGUUGACAGAGUUAGAUCUUAAUGACAACCAGCUCACGGGGUCAAUUAGUGAAUUCUCAACUUAUUCUUUGAAAUAUUUGUUUUUCUCCAAUAACAAACUUCAAGGUAAUUUUCCUAAUUCAAUAUUUGAUUUGGAAAAUAUUACCGACUUAGGUUUGUCAUCAACUGAAUUGAGUGGUCUUGUAGACUUCCACCGUUUUUCAAAGUUUAAAAAUCUAAUCUUCCUUGAUCUUUCUCACAAUAGUUUUCUCUCUAUUAACUUUCAUAGCAGUGUUGACUACUUCUUAUCCAACAUUGACGUUUUAUAUUUAUCUUCCUGUAAUAUGAGCACUUUUCCUAAAUUCUUAGAACGAGUUCAAAAUCUGCAAGAAUUAGAUCUUUCUAAUAACAAAAUUCAUGGAAAAAUUCCCAAAUGGUUUAAUGAGAAGCUCUUACUCUCGUGGAAGGACAUUCAAUAUAUUGAUCUCAGUUUCAACAUGUUGCAAGGAGAUCUUCCAAUUCCACCGUAUGGCAUUCAGUUCUUUUCAGUCUCAAAUAACAACUUGACGGGAGACAUUUCUUCAACAAUUUGCAAUGCAAGCUCCCUCUAUGUGCUCAACCUGGCUCACAACAACUUGUCAGGCAUGAUUCCACAAUGCCUGGGAACAUUUCCUUAUCUUUCGGUGUUGGAUUUGCAAAUGAACAACCUUCACGGAAGAAUACCUAGAAACUUUUCUAAGGGAAAUGCGUUCCAGACUAUAAAGUUGAAUGGCAACCGACUGGAGGGACCAUUACCAGAGUCUUUGGCCUACUGCACAUUCCUUCAAGUUUUGGAUCUUGGAGACAAUAACAUAGAAGAUACAUUUCCCAGUUGGCUUGAAACUCUGCAAGAGUUACAGGUACUUAGUUUACGGUCAAAUAAACUUCAUGGUGUCAUCACUUGUUCCAGCACCAAGCAUCCAUUUCCCAAGUUGAGAAUUUUUGAUGUCUCCAAUAACAAGUUUAGUGGUCCCUUGCCAGCAUCAUGCAUCAAGAACUUUCAAAGAAUGAUGAAUGUUAAUGAAGGCCAAACUGGUUUGAAAUAUAUGAACCCCAACACAUUUUAUAAUGAUUCAGUGGUCGUCAUAAUGAAAGGUCAGUAUAUGGAGCUAGUGAGGAUAUUAACUACUUUCACAACUAUUGAUCUGUCAAAUAACAUGUUUGAAGGAGAAAUUCCAAGUGUUGUUGGAGAAUUAAAUUCUCUCAAAGGGCUUAACCUUUCACACAAUGGAAUCACCGGUACCAUUCCACAAUCUUUGAGUAAUUUGAGAAAUCUGGAAUGGUUGGACCUCUCAUGGAACCAGCUGACAGGUGAGAUUCCCACGGAUUUGACAAAUUUGAAUUUUCUCGAAUUCUUGAACCUUUCACAAAACCAGUUUGAGGGAAUCAUACCUACAGGGAGACAGUUUAACACAUUUGAAAAUGAUUCCUAUGAAGGAAAUCCACUGCUAUGUGGAUUGCCUCUGACAAAAUCAUGCAACAAGGAUGAAGAAUUGCCACCACACUCAACAUUUGACCAUGAAGAAGAAUCAGGGUUUGGCUGGAAAGCCGUAGUAGUGGGAUAUGCAUGUGGGAUGGUAUUUGGAAUGCUCUUGGGAUGUAAUGUGUUUAUCACUGGGAAACCUCAAUGGCUUGCGAGACUUUUUGAAGGGAUGCUUAAUGAAAGAUUGAAAAGGACAAACAACAGAGCCCGUGCAAAUCGUGGAGGAAGAAAUUAGUUUGAUACGGUUUCUUUUUUAAUGCAUAUAUGCAGUUUUAUGUAAUUUUAACUUCUCUGCUUGAAUAAUGAGGUUUUAUCUCUAUUAAUACCAUUGAGUGAUCUAUUUCAAGUUGUCCUGCAAAUACGAAAAAUUAGUGAUCAUUUGCUUAUGUUUUAAAUUGUUGUAAAUUUUCAUAGUACUGACCUGCAAAGGCUUCAAG